GAACAAAGUAACCACUUCAAGAUGGACGGAAUACUUGUUAGGUUAAUUUUGGGCGUUUUCAUAUUUCAACAUAUAAACUGUAGUGAAUAUGAAUUUAUAUCAUAUCAAUAUGAAAACAGAACAGAUCCAGCGACUCGGCAGUUAUAUGAGUUUAGAAAACAUCAUCCGAAACCAAUUGGCCUUAUGACCACUAGUUUUGGACGGCCAGUAGAAAUAAGAGACACCAAUGCUUUGAACACUGAUAUAUUUUCCAAUGCCUAUUUAACUGACUCUGCCAUCCACAUGAAUGAUGAAAGAAUACCAGAAAGAAUAGUACAUGCAAAAGGUAUAGCGGCUUUUGGCUACUUUGAAGUUACUAACGAUGUAUCUAAGUAUACCAAGGCUGAUGUUUUCAACGGUAUAGGAAAGAAAACUUCGAUCACUGGAAGAUUUUCUACCGGAGCUCAAUUUAAAGGAGGAAGUGAUUUGGCCAGAGAAACCAAAGCUCUGGCAGUAAAGUUUUACACCAAAGAAGGAAAUUUAGACUUCCUUUGUUUAAAUCAACCUAUAUAUUUCUAUAAAGAUCCAAUACUAUUCCAGCAUUUAGGUCAUGUUGUAAAGCCAAAUCCAAAAACAUUUCUAUUUGAUCGCACAGCAGAAGUAGAUCUUAUGACUCUUCGACCAGAGUUGCUGCCUGCGUAUUUAUACACAUUUUCUGAUUACGGACUUCCUAAUGGCUAUCGGAAAAUGGAUGUUUUUCCAAUACAUACGUACGAAAUACAUAAUAAACACGGUGACAGAUAUUUCGUUAAAUUUAAUUUAAGAACUGAGCAAGGCGUAGAAGUAUUAACAACCGAAGAAGCAAUUGCUGUUAGUGCUCGAGACCCGGAUUAUUUUAUUAGAGAUUUAUAUAAUUCUAUUGAAGAAAAGAAAUACCCUUCAUGGAAGUUAGAAAUGGAUGUGAUAUCAUUCAAAGAUUUACCCAAAGUUCCUUAUAAUAUAUUCCAAGUGAAUAGAUUUUGGAGAAAGGGUACUUAUCAUACAGUGCAGAUUGGGCGGCUGGUAUUUAAUAGGAACCCUGAUAACAUAUUCCGUAUCGCUGAACAAGCUGCAUUUAACCCUGGAAAUUUAGUUCCAGGAAUUCCAGGGCCGGUAGAUUACAUAUUCAAAAGUCGUAGAUUCGUGUACCCUGAUGCUCAGAAAUAUCGUUUAGGCGUUAACCAUAACAAGAUAGAAGUAAAUUGUCCUUUAUACAGUAAAAAUUAUAAUCGUGAUGGUGUUUCUCCUGUAAAAGAUAAUAUGAGAGAUGUACCUAAUUAUUAUCCUGAUUCAUUCAGCGGACCAAUAUCAUACGUAGAUGCAUCGAGACCGAGGGAAAAAAUUGUCGUAUAUGAAAGCAAUGCUAUUGAUUUGGCAGAAGCGGCAUACGUUUAUAAUGAAAUUCUUCGUAAUGACACACAACGAGAGAGACUCGCUGCAAACGCGGCUGCGGAAGUUUUACCCGCGCCACCUUUUCUGCAGAAAAGGUUCAUUGAACUUUUAUAUUUGACUGAUAAAGAUUUAGGUGAUCGAGUUCAUAUUGCACUCAAAAGAGCGUUGAAGGCUCAUCCCCCUCCUCCGCCUAACGGAUUGACAAUUGAAAGAGAAGUAUGUUCGAAUACCCAGAACGAAUACAUUGGAAAAGAUGAUUUUUAUAAAAGAAAAUAGAAAUAAAAAUUGUAUUAUCGUAAUAACUGUAAUUCUUCACUUUUUCAAAACGACCUUUAAAAUCUAAAUAUGACACAAUGUAAUAUACACAAUUAUUUACUGGAAUCAAAAAAUUAAACAAUGCAUAAAUGCAUUUAAUCAAUACAAUUCUUCCUGUUAAAUAAUCCUGUGUUAAUUAUUGAAUUUUAAUGAAAAACGUUAUUAAAUAAUGCUAUU
This is a messenger RNA of Papilio polytes (common Mormon), 1902 nucleotides long. RefSeq names its product catalase-like. The record is from RefSeq and is a predicted model, not a curated record. Gene Ontology annotation, biological process: response to hydrogen peroxide; hydrogen peroxide catabolic process. Bases 22 to 1686 code for a protein of 554 amino acids. Gene Ontology annotation, cellular component: peroxisome; cytoplasm; mitochondrion. The transcript is spliced from 2 exons. Gene Ontology annotation, molecular function: catalase activity; heme binding. NCBI's taxonomy places the organism in Eukaryota, Metazoa, Arthropoda, Insecta, Lepidoptera, Papilionidae.